GCGAACCUAUUUUGAAACGUGGGCCAAAUUUUGUUCAUAUUUUUUUGUUAGCUCCUGCCCAUUUGAAGUUUAAUAUUUUUUUGAGCAUUUUUAAAACUAAAAGCUUCUUUAAAAUUCAACUAGCUUUACGGGUAAAAAUGAGCUUAGUUUGACGAUUUAACAAUUUUUGUUGGGGUUAAAAAUCCUGUGAAUAUAGGCGUUCCGCAAUAUUCACAUAUAUUCAUGUCCAUCUGCCCAGUGAAAUUAAGGAACUUUCAAUAAGAAUAUUAAAUGCUCCAAAAUAUUUUUUUUAACUUUGGCAGAGUAUUUCACCUAUAAAUUUCAGAAUGUAUCGGAUUUCAUUAGUAUAGUAGGAUUAAGUGUAAACAUUGUGAUUAAAGUUUUUAUUUUAAUAUACCUUCAUACAUUUAAUCAUUGUAAUUUGCAAAAUGGGACUAUUAUUGAAGAACCUGUAUUAUCUAAGGCACUCCUGUCACUAUUGAAUUGACGUAUCUAAGUACCGUGCGUUCAAUUUAUGAUGAUAACAUUUUAAAUGACUGAACUUUUUAGUUUUUAGAGAUAUCAAGGUGAACAAAAAAUGAAAAGUUGGGUUAGUAGCCAAGUUUUUUUGCAAGUGACGUAUAAAACAAAACACUAUCAAUUUUAUGACAUAAGUCUAUAUCAUAUUUUAAAAUGAAACACCCUGUAUAUUAUAUAAGUGUUAUAAUAUCUUGACUGCAACAACAAUAAUUAUUUACAAAUUAAAUUAGAACAAAAACAUUAAAAAUUACAAGACACCCUAGAGUAAAAAAUUCUUUAACUAUUCUAAAUACUGAUGUGUGACCACCUUUCUCAUACACUCUAAUUGUAUGAUGUCAAGCAUUUAGUAACGUUUCCAGAUUGUGUUCGACUUUGACAUUGUUCUGCAAAACUGAGUGGAUUGAUCUCCGAGAAAUACCUGCCACUUCAUAUACUCUAAUAGAGGAAACUGGAUGUGCUUCAUAGAAUCCUAAUAUGUUUGCCUUAUUUUCUUCAUUUGAAACAUUAUGAUUCCGGCUUUACUUUUUAGCAUUUAAAACGUUUCCGUUUACUGUAAAAUUCUUUGCCAUCCUUGGAAAUAUCUGUUUUGAUGGUGCUCGGUGCUCUGGAUAAAAUCUAAUAUACAGACGACGAGCUGCGGUUGCACUUUUAUUAUUCAGAAAGUAUACUUGAAGCAUAUCACUCCUUUCACGGUUGCCUAGAUUCGCGAAAAACCAUUUUAACAGUAAUGACUUGGACAAUAAUUCAACUAUCAACGUUGUUUCCUAAUACAUAUGUCAAACAUAAACAUAUUUUUUUUUGUUUAUAUAAAAACUUCAUAUUUUUGCCAAUUUGUCAAAAACGAGUGGACUAAAAUAUAAAGGAUGUUACAUCAUUUUAAUCGGAAUAAGAUAUUCUAUUAAACACAUAUAUAAUAUAGAGAGUGUUCCAUUUCAAAAACAUGAUGUAGGCUUAUAUGUCAGAAAAUUGAUAGUGUUUUGUUUUGUACGUCACUUGGAAAAAACUUGCUGCUAAUUCUUUUUUUUUUACCUUGAUAUCUCUAAAAACUAACAAGUUACAGCCAAUUAAAAUGUUAUCAAAAUAAAUUAAACACACGGAACAUAAAGUGUAUUAACAUGAAUAAAUAAAAAUCUACGUUACGUCGUUUGUAUAAACGCCAUGAGACAUUUAAUAUUACAUCGUUAAUAUAAUUAAUCCAUGCUCUUAUAAAUUAGAAAAUCUAAAUAUGUAUACCAGAGCUAACAAAAAAAUUAUUGCCUAAGAAUCGCACACAAGAAAGAGUCGCACGGAUCAUGGGUUCGCCAUCGCCGCCUUAGUCUAUUAGUGACAAAGUUUUCGGUCGCAGGACGAGCUUGCAGGAUGUAUUCCAAGGGCGGCGGGUAAUAUUUUUGAUACAAUUGCUUCAAUGGAUAUAGCGAACUAUAGCAUUCACAUAUCAUUUUUGGAACUUUAUAACGAGGAAGUAAGGGACUUGCUUAAUGAAGACGAUCAGUCCCCAUCUUUAAGCAUAUUUAAUGACAACAAAGGAUCUGUCUACAUUCCAGGUUUAAAGGAGGUCACCGUUUUCAACAGUAAUGAAAUUUAUUCAUUGAUUCAGCAGGGUACCAACAAAAGGCGCACAGCUUGCACGUUAUCAAACAACCACAGUUCAAGGUCACAUACCGUUUUCACCAUAACAGUUCACACGAGAGAAUGUGGUGUCGACAAUGAAGAACUAUUAAAAACAGGUAAAAUUAAUCUCGUGGACCUCGCUGGUAGUGAAAAUAUUACCAAAUCCGGCGCGAAAGAACAGAGGGCCGUUGAAUCCGCCAAUAUCAACAAGUCAUUGCUUACGUUGGGUAGGGUCAUACAAAUUUUGGCUGAAAGAAAAAACAAACACAUUCCCUAUAGGGAUUCGAAACUGACUCGUAUUUUACAAGACAGUUUAGGUGGACACACCAAGACCUGCAUCAUCGCUACGGUGUCACCAUUAGCGACUGCUUACGAGGAAACUACAAGUACCUUAGAAUACGCGUGUCGCGCGAGGGAUAUCAAAAAUACUCCUUUGAUAAAUGCAAAGGUGACAAAGGCUGAGUUGAUCGAAGAGAUGGCUAACGAAAUUGAUAAACUUAAGCGCGAUUUGGAUGCAGCGCGCUCUGGCGAAGGGUUUUACGUCGACAAAGACAAUUGGGAGAAAAUGCAGCUGGAACGUCAAGGUGUCGUCGACCUUAUAAGUUUGAAAAAUAACGUGAUUGAUGACAUGAAAAGGAAACUUUCUGAACUGAAAACCUUACGAGAAAUGAAAUUGAAGGAGUUCGAUCAGAUUACUAAGGAGUGCCGCAAAGAGGAGGGGAUUAUUAACAAAGCGACGAGAUUACUGCAAGAAAAAACUCAGACCAUUAAGCAGGAAGAGUAUGUUUCUAGUUAUUAUGAGAGCGUUGCGUCUGAGACUACUACCAACGCGAGCAAACUACUGGAAACCACUCACAACUUGUCCAGCAGUCAGGCUGUUUUGCACAGGAAACUGGAAAUGCAAUAUAUGAAUAACCAUAGAAAUGAGCAAAUGGUGAAAGAAAAAACCAAACACUUAAUCUCCAAUCUCAACGCCUUUAAAGAAGCUGAAGAGUUAUUAGGUUCUCUUCCAGGGAUUUCCGUAAAUGUAUCGAAAGAACUGCAGAAUUUGCAAGAGACCAUGGAGAACAGGAAGUUACAACAGGAUAGAAUUGUUUCGCUUCAACAAUAUUUCGACGAACAGUAUGGACUCGCCGAAAAAUUGGUAAAGGAAUCUCAUGCUGUUGUGUCAACAGGUGAAAAUGUUAUCCAACGGUGUCUCGAUUGCGCACGAACUAAAAGAAACAAAUCCAGUAAAAUAUUUCAGCAUUUGAAGGAACAUGAACAGGAAUCGUUGAAGCGUUCUGAAGGUAUUUCGGACCUGCUCGAUUCUAUAAAAUUGUUUUUGAUGCGAGAAAAGGAACGAUUCGAAAUUUUGAAUGGCCUGAAAACUUCUUACGGAAACAUCGGUCUCCAAAGCAGCGAGCGCGUAAUUUCUUUGGACACCUACAAUUUAAUCGCGAAGCAGAAUUCGUUGGCUAACGAUAUUUCAAAGAGGAAUACAUCAGAGAUUAACACGAACCUGGUAGAGUUACUGAAGAGUGCUACUUCAUUAGAAACUGAUAUCAGCAAAGCGAAAACUGUGGAGAACCUUAACGCGAGUGUUACCGAAUUAGAACAAAAGUUACUUGCUAUGAGAGGUUUAGGGAACCAAAUUGUUGAGAAUACCCACGACUUACAAAAUCACGUAAAGUGCUACAGCAAUACUGUGGGCUCCACAAUUAAGUCAAUAUUAGAAAGCAAUGAAACACAGGCCAUCCUUCAAAAUCACGUCGAGAAAGUCAGUAACAUUUUAAACAACUGCUAUCUCCUGGUACAUACCGAAAUUUUGGAUAACAUUAUUCCUACCAAAAGGACCGGCGACACGCCCAAGCAGUGUCCACUCAACUUUCCUAAAAGGAUAAGCGACGGAAGACCGCCCAAGGAAGCUCUUAUUAAAAAAUUCGAAGAAGAGGAAUUGCAAGAGGAUAUUGAGAAGUUGAUGUCCAGUUUUGAUAGCCCCGCAGAUUGUUCAGGGAAUUUGGACAUGAAUUGAAUAUUUUAAAAAGCGUCUUAUUUGUUAAUUUUUGUAGAAUGUGAUAUAUUUUAUGUAUAACAGACAACUGCCACAUCAGACUAACCUUAAGUUAAAUAAAGCACUUGUCAACUUGUUUUUAUCCCAUUAAUAUCGCCCCAAGCUGGAAAACCAAACAUGUACAUCAAGUUAAAUGGAAAAUAUUACAAAACUAAACUAAAUCAUAGGUAUAAAAUGUUUACAAUAUAAAAAGAAGUAAAAAGGGGAAAACUAAAACUAACAUUAACAAAAUUAAAGCUAAAGGGGUGCCGACUAGGCAGAUUCCUCAAUUUUUUUUUAACAGUGAUGGAAAACAUGCCAGAUAGGAUUGCAAUUGGAGCAAAUUUUGUGGAUGAGACUCUGAAGGCGCUUGAAGCAAUAAACGCUUGAGAAGAAAUGGACUGUCAAUCGUAGAGUUGACGAGUUUUAUAGAGAAACGAUAGUAACUGUAAGCAACUCUAGGAACCUACUGAGUUAGGCUCAAGUUCCCGUUGAGUGCAAAUGACCAUUUCCUCCAAUCAUAACAUAAUUAAGAAAUUGCCUCUGGACAGACGCAAAGGAUUGAUUGAUAGAAAAACCUUAGUUUAAAGGUCGAUAUAUAUUUAAAAAAUAUUUACAGCUUUGCAAAUCAAAACCCAAC
Messenger RNA from Cylas formicarius (sweet potato weevil), 4802 nucleotides. Its product is annotated as kinesin-like protein KIF11-A. Gene Ontology annotation, molecular function: microtubule binding; plus-end-directed microtubule motor activity; ATP binding. The record is from RefSeq and is a predicted model, not a curated record. Gene Ontology annotation, biological process: microtubule-based movement. The transcript is spliced from 7 exons. NCBI's taxonomy places the organism in Eukaryota, Metazoa, Arthropoda, Insecta, Coleoptera, Brentidae. Bases 1925 to 4144 code for a protein of 739 amino acids.